Molecule: messenger RNA, 1016 nt
Organism: Chiloscyllium plagiosum (whitespotted bambooshark)
Lineage: Eukaryota; Metazoa; Chordata; Chondrichthyes; Orectolobiformes; Hemiscylliidae
Product: cytoplasmic 60S subunit biogenesis factor ZNF622-like
Biological process (GO): ribosomal large subunit biogenesis
Cellular component (GO): preribosome, large subunit precursor
Molecular function (GO): nucleic acid binding; zinc ion binding
Source: RefSeq, a predicted model, not a curated record
UUUUGUUUUAAGCAAUGUCUUCCUACACCUGCAUCACGUGUCAUGUGGCUUUUGGUGAUGCUGAGAUUCAGAGGUCACACUACAAAACAGAUUGGCACAGAUAUAACCUGAAGCGUAAAGUCGCAGAAAUGCCUCCAGUGACAGCUGAAAACUUCCAAGAACGUGUAUUGGCCCUGAGAUCAGCUGUAGAAGAGAAGAAAAAGGGGACUGCCACAGACUGCACAUCUUGUGGUAAAAGAUUCGCCACCUUCAAUGCCUAUGAAAAUCAUUUAAAAUCCAAGAAACACCAGGAUGCAGAAAAGAAGUUCGCGAGCAUUGCAAAUAAACAGCUGGAAAGGCUGAAUGUGAAAAAUUUGGAGAUGGGGAUAAGCGAGGAUGGAAUGGACAAAGAUACCGUGAAUAUAGCCAUUCAGCAGGCGGUAAAAGCUCAGCUGGCUCCCUCCACAAGGAAAUGGACUGUUGUCCCAGUAACUGAAGACGCUUUGUCACAAGUCACAGUUAGCAGCCAACAAAACAAGAAGCCUGACAAACCACCUCGGUUACUCUGGUUCGGACAGCAAGCUGCAAAAUUGGACCAGCUCGAGUCAUUUGAGGAGGAAGUGACGAUGGAGGAUGAAGAUGAUGGUGAAUGGGAGGAUGUGGAUUCUAUCUGUGAUGAGGAGGAACAUUUUAAAAACGAGAGCCGAGCUGAAGUCUCUCCAUCUGGCAGUAUUCAAGUAACAAACUGCUUAUUUUGUUCACAUCACUCUCGAUCUCUAUUUAAAAAUAUUGAUCAUAUGACAAAGUUGCACGUUUUUUUUAUUCCUGACAUUGAAUAUUUAGUGGAGCUAAAGGGUUUGAUGAAGUACAUGGGAGAAAAGGUUGGUCUGGGAAACGUUUGCCUGUGGUGCAAUGAGAAAGGGCGGUCCUUUUACUCGACUGAAGCUGUCCAAGCUCAUAUGGUUGACAGCAGCCAUUGUAAACGCUUCACAGAUGGAGCUACUCUUGAAUUUGUAGACUUCUAUGAAUUUAGGUAA